Molecule: messenger RNA, 1566 nt
Organism: Helobdella robusta
Lineage: Eukaryota; Metazoa; Annelida; Clitellata; Rhynchobdellida; Glossiphoniidae
Exons: 7
Biological process (GO): regulation of transcription by RNA polymerase II
Cellular component (GO): NURF complex
Molecular function (GO): RNA polymerase II cis-regulatory region sequence-specific DNA binding
Source: RefSeq, a predicted model, not a curated record
UUGAAUAUACCUAAGUCAUCAAGUGAUUUAAUACUUGCGGAUGAAUAUGUAAUGCAAGCCUUGGGAAUUUAUGAAGUUUUGAGGCGUUUCAGUAGACAACUGAGACUAUCUCACUUUAGAUUUGAGGAUUUGUGCUCUGCUCUAACUUGUUCAUAUAAUUCGCCUUUAAUUGUAGAAAUUCAUGUUUGUCUGAUGAAAUGUCUCUUAAAAGCUGAUGAUAAUUCGAACAUGAUGUUUGGUCCUCAGGACACAAAGGAUAGUGUUAAUAUCUUUUUAAUGAGCUUAGACCAUCUGACUUGGUAUGAAAUUGUUAGUGCUUAUUUGAAUAGUGGUUAUAAGGAUGAAUUUGAAAAUGUUUGCAACGUGAUCUGCAAGAAAUCAUUUUACACUUCAAUUACAAUAUCUGAGCGACUGUCAAUUUUACAAUGCCUUACUGAUUUGUUCUUAAGAACUAAUGCAGCUCGCUUGGAGAUUAUAAGAGAAGGAAUGUUUCAACAUGAAGAUCAGUGUCGAUCCUGUCACAAGUUGGGAGAUUUGAUUUGUUGCGAACUGUGUCCCUCCGUGUACCACCUGGAAUGUGUUGGAUUGACGGAAGUGCCCGAAGGAGAUUGGAUCUGUUCCCUUUGCACGCAGUCACAUGUGAAAGGAGUGAGUGACUGCUUAGGUGAUAUGGAGGUGGAAGGCAUGCUAUCGAGGCACGAACCACUGGGUUAUGAUAGGCAUCUCAGAAGAUACUGGUUCCUCUCAAGAAGAAUAUUUGUGGAGUCAGAAGAUGGAAAUGCCGUGCACUACUACAGCACUCCUCAGCAGUUUGAAGAAUUGUAUCUUUCACUGGAUGCUGAUCAUUAUGAAAAUGAUCUCGUUGCUGUUUUGUAUGAGCUAAAAGAUGAAAUCAAGAGGCAGAUGGAUCUAACAAUUGAACUGACCAAGCAAUUUCAAAAUUCAAAAAAAUCUACUUUUGAUAUUCUUUAUGGUUGGUUGAAUGAAAAAGAGAAAUAUGAAAAUGCUAGAAAAAAAGUAAAGCUUUGCAAUGGUGAUGACAACAGAGAGAGCAGUGCAUUGGUCAAGUCUGAAAAAUUUUACUCACAGACUCCUGGAGAAUUCAUUGUUUUCACUUUAACAGGACACGAAGGCACUUUUUUAAAGUAUGAAAAUGUAUAUUCUACUAAUGCUUGUGCUUUAAAUAGACAACAGCAUUUUGAAGAGAAAGAAAAGAAACGCCAUCUUUCUUACAAAUUCAACAUUCCAAUGCACGGUGAUUUUCGAUGGGGUGGUUCAUCGUUUGGCAGUCUAGCAUCAAUCAUCAGCACAUACAAAACUACUCUUUUACUGCUGGAAAGUCACAUACCCACUUGUCUGUUGCAUCCACGUUGGCAAACUUUCAGACCUGAAUGGCUAAAUUUAGUUGCCACCGCUUCGACGUCUAGUCAGUUAGCACAUAUUUUAGCAGUUCUGCAGGUAUCUAUUAAGCCGGUGUUGUUCAACCACAUGUGGCAUGAGAUGUUGGGUCACACAAGUUUGAAAAGAAUAAGCACAACAGAGUUUGAAGAGAAUAAGAAAAAAGAG